AAGAACAGCUCUCCAAGCUUGUAGCUGAGAAUGAUAAACUUAGACGGGAAAAUGCUGAAUUCUUGGCUAAGAAAAUGGGACUUAUAGCUAGAAUUGCGGAAUUAGAACGAUCUGCAAAAGAAAUUGCAAAGAACGCACGCAAACUAAAAUCCUGA
This is a messenger RNA of Paraglomus occultum, 155 nucleotides long. The record is from the annotation of a GenBank genome assembly. Lineage: Eukaryota; Fungi; Glomeromycota; Glomeromycetes; Paraglomerales; Paraglomeraceae.